AUGGCGGGCUCCCUUGCAAGCAAAUUCCUGGCCGCGGUGGCUGUCUGCGGCACCGUUGUUGCCGCUGCUCCGACGAGCCAAGAUCAAUUCGUCCUCAGACCUGCUGCUGAUCUGACUCGCGUCCACGAAGAGCUGGACAAAGCCAAGGUCAUCCCUACCGUCUUGGACGACUUUGAGCCCAUCAUCGGCGUCGCGGCCGAGUGGUCCUCUUCCAAUGUCGCCGAUCUCGGGAACACCCUGAAGCCUGCCGAUCUCCAGUCGGCGCCUGUUGUUGCCAUUGUCAGCGGCUCGUCAAUGACCAGCGUCAUUGCCACGACAUACGUCCUGACCCUCACCGACCCGGACGCGCCCACUCGUAGCAACCCCAUCUGGUCCGAGUUCUGCCACUGGAUCGCUGUCAGCAGCUCCCCGACCAUCUCCUCCGGCAUCGAGCCGGCGGAUCUGGACGAGGUCAUCGAGUACAAGCCGCCAGGACCUCCGCCCAAGACUGGCAAGCACCGUUACGUCUUCACGGCCUGGGUGCCGGCCAACGGAACCAAGGAGAAGCUGGAACUCUCGAAGCCGGCGGAGCGCAAGCAUUGGGGAGGCCAGGAGGGGCGCGGGGUCCAGAAGUGGGCCAAGGAGAAUGGCCUCGUUGCUGUCGGUGCCAACUUCAUUUAUGCUCAAAACGAAAAGCAGUGA
Molecule: messenger RNA, 681 nt
Organism: Colletotrichum abscissum
Lineage: Eukaryota; Fungi; Ascomycota; Sordariomycetes; Glomerellales; Glomerellaceae
Product: phosphatidylethanolamine-binding protein
Exons: 3
Coding region: 1-681 (226 amino acids)
Biological process (GO): regulation of proteolysis; regulation of Ras protein signal transduction
Molecular function (GO): peptidase inhibitor activity; phospholipid binding
Source: RefSeq, a predicted model, not a curated record